UGAAGCUCGAACCAGGGCCAAGUCAGACUCGGCUUUGAAAAUUUGUCUGUAAGACGUGUCUGAAAGAAGACUCGCUCUCAAAAGUACACCACGUGCUCUCUCCUUUUACCAAGAUCGGUUUAUCCAAAUUAACAAAAGACCACUAUCACCAUGCACAAGUACGCAGCAUUCGCUCUUCUGAUCGUAUCGGCGCUCGCUGUCCCAGCUCCCGAGUCACAAGGAUUAGAUUGUAUGCAUCAUGACGAUGAUGUUCUAAGUUGUUGGGCCAUAAAAGCAGCCACUGCACUCGACAGAGCGACAAGAUCGGCUGAUCUUAAGAUCAUCGAAGGGAUUACUUUCGUGAGAGACACACCAAUUGAACGCAGUGGCAAGUCGCUCAAAUCCGAAAAAGAACUACUUGAACAAUUGCCACGUGAUGCGACUGAUAGAACUCUUGAUAUUGCUACCAUGCUCUACGAAUCUGCAAUAUCGUUUCUCAAGAGUCACAGCCUGAAAGUUGACAUCCCCGAAGGCUCAAUGUCACGCGCGCUUACUGAAGGCCGCGCUAAGCUAAAGAAGCUAAUUCUUCCCCUGAUCGCCGCAGCCGGACUCAAGAUCUUCGCUCUUGUACCCAUUCUUCUCGGUGGUUUAGCUUUAAUCGUUGCUAAAGCUCUUUUUGUCGGCAAGAUCGCCUUGUUAAUCGCCGGUAUCAUCGCUUUCCAACGUUUGUUCAGCGGUGGUGCUACAAUCGGCAAUGGAUUUGGUGGUAACAUAUUUAACAAGAACCCACAAAGUACAUGGUACGACAAUAACCAGGGUUGGAACACUGGUGCCAAUGUUCAAGGACAAGGAUAUUACAGGAGUUUUAAUGAUAAGGUCGAUGCGCAGAACCUUGCCUACUCCGCUCAGGCACCUUCCAAUACCAAUGAAGCUAACUAAUACAUUUAUUAUUUAUUAAUUGUGCGAGAGCGGGACGAUUGAUGAUGUAAAGAAUUGCGACUGUGAAGCUUUUUCGAGCGACGAAUGACGACUUUUUUAACGGACGUAGAGGGAUUUUACCAGGGCUAGUUGCAACAGUAUUAUUUUUCGAACGUUACAGACGACAUUCAGUAUCACUGUAUUCCAUAAAUGAACAAAACAAAAUGUAUUAUUUUACUAAACUGACAAAAACUUACGUAUAAAUGGUAAUAUUGUACGGAGAAUAAACUUGAAUAUUUUGUUCGAUAAAAAUUCUUUUACUAUGACGUUUAAUUCAGUGUAUUCUAUUUUCGUACUGUGUGAGGAUAAGAAUAGCAGCCAUCAUUCAUGUACUGUUAUUGUUGUAUU
Molecule: messenger RNA, 1305 nt
Organism: Phymastichus coffea
Lineage: Eukaryota; Metazoa; Arthropoda; Insecta; Hymenoptera; Eulophidae
Gene: Osi14
Exons: 4
Coding region: 151-918 (255 amino acids)
Source: RefSeq, a predicted model, not a curated record